AUGAACGACAGGCUCCAACGUCACAGCGCCCACGCGCCGCUCCACCCGCCGGGUCAGCGCCCCCCCCGCUCACCAGGCAGCGCCUUGCGCUCUGCUGGCCGCGUGGACAGCACCGGCGAGCAUGCUGCACGCGGAGCAGGUGAGCGUGCAGUUCCCCCCUUGCCCAUGCCUAUCCCCCUUGCCCAUGCCUAUCCCCCUUGCCCAUGCCUAUCCCCCUUGCCCAUGCCUUUCCCCCUUGCCCAUGCCUUUCCCCUUGCCCAUGCCUUUCCGCCUUGCCCAUGCCUUUCCCCCUUGCCCAUGCCUUUCCCCAAUGCCCGUCCCUUUCCCCCUUGCCCAUGCCUUUCCCCCUUGCCCAUGCCUUUCCGCCUUGCCCAUGCCUUUCCCCCUUGCCCAUGCCUUUCCGCCUUGCCCAUGCCUAUCCGCCUUGCCCAUGCCUAUCCGCCUUGCCCAUGCCUAUCCCCCUUGCCCAUGCCUUUCCCCCUAGCCCAUGCCUUUCCCCCUUGCCCAUGCCUUUCCCCAUUGCCGGUCCCUUUCCCCCUUUGCCCAUGCCUAUCCGCCUUGCCCAUUCCUUUCCGCCUUGCCCAUGCCGUUCCCCCUUGUCCAUGCCUUUCCCCCUUGCCCGUCCCUUUCCCCCUUGCCCAUGCCUUUCCCCCUUGCCCAUGCCUUUCCCCCUUGCCCAUGCCUUUCCGCCUUGCCCGUCCCUUUCCCCCUUUGCCCAUGCCUAUCCGCCUUGCCCAUGCCUAUCCCCCUUGCCCAUGCCUUUCCCCCUUGCCCAUGCCUAUCCCCCUUGCCCAUGCCUUUCCCCCUAGCCCAUGCCUUUCCCCCUUGCCCAUGCCUUUCCCCAUUGCCGGUCCCUUUCCCCCUUUUGCCCAUGCCUAUCCGCCUUGCCCAUUCCUUUCCGCCUUGCCCAUGCCGUUCCCCCUUGUCCAUGCCUUUCCCCCUUGCCCGUCCCUUUCCCCCUUGCCCAUGCCUUUCCCCCUUGCCCAUGCCUUUCCCCCUUGCCCAUGCCUUUCCGCCUUGCCCCCCAUGCCUUUCCCCCUUGCCCAUGCCUUUCCCCAUUGCCGGUCCCUUUCCCCCUUUGCCCAUGCCUAUCCGCCUUGCCCAUUCCUUUCCGCCUUGCCCAUGCCGUUCCCCCUUGUCCAUGCCUUUCCCCCUUGCCCGUCCCUUUCCCCCUUGCCCAUGCCUUUCCCCCUUGCCCAUGCCUUUCCCCCUUGCCCAUGCCUUUCCGCCUUGCCCGUCCCUUUCCCCCUUUGCCCAUGCCUAUCCGCCUUGCCCAUGCCUAUCCGCCUUGCCCAUGCCUUCCCCCCUUGCCCAUGCCUAUCCCCCUUGCCCAUGCCUUUCCCCCUAGCCCAUGCCUUUCCCCCUUGCCCAUGCCUUUCCCCAUUGCCGGUCCCUUUCCCCCUUUGCCCAUGCCUAUCCGCCUUGCCCAUUCCUUUCCGCCUUGCCCAUGCCGUUCCCCCUUGUCCAUGCCUUUCCCCCUUGCCCGUCCCUUUCCCCCUUGCCCAUGCCUUUCCCCCUUGCCCAUGCCUUUCCCCCUUACCCAUGCCUUUCCGCCUUGCCCGUCCCUUUCCCCCUUUGCCCAUGCCUAUCCGCCUUGCCCAUGCCUAUCCGCCUUGCCCAUGCCUAUCCCCCUUGCCCAUGCCUUUCCCCCUAGCCCAUGCCUUUCCCCCUUGCCCAUGCCUUUCCCCCCUUGCCCAUGCCUUUCCCCAUUGCCCGUCCCUUUCCCCCUUUGCCCAUGCCUAUCCGCCUUGCCCAUUCCUUUCCCCCUUGCCCAUGCCUUUCCCCCUUGCCCAUGCCUUUCCCCAAUGCCCGUCCCUUUCCCCCUUGCCCAUGCCUUUCCCCCUUGCCCAUGCCUUUCCGCCUUGCCCAUGCCUUUCCGCCUUGCCCAUGCCUUUCCCCCUUGCCCAUGCCUUUCCCCCUUGCCCAUGCCUAUCCGUCUUGCCCAUGCCUAUCCGCCUUGCCCAUGCCUAUCCGCCUUGCCCAUGCCUAUCCCCCUUGCCCAUGCCUACCCCCCUUGCCCAUGCCUUUCCCCCUAGCCCAUGCCUUUCCCCCUUGCCCAUGCCUUUCCCCCUUGCCCAUGCCUUUCCCCCUUGCCCAUGCCUUUCCCCCUUGCCCAUGCCUAUCCCCCUUGCCCAUGCCUUUCCCCCCUUGCCCAUGCCUAUCCCCCUUGCCCAUGCCUAUCCCCCUUGCCCAUGCCUAUCCCCCUUGCCCAUGCCUUUCCCCCUUGCCCAUGCCUUUCCCCCUUGCCCAUGCCUUUCCCCCUUGCCCAUGCCUUUCCGCCUUGCCCAUGCCUUUCCCCCAUUGCUCACCUCCUCCCCUCCCCUCCCUCUUCCGUGGGCAGCUACGUUGACGGAGAGCCAACGGACGGUGUGCAGCGUUUCUUCAAGUGGAUGCUGCUGCUGCAGAGGUAGAGUCCCCAGCCGUCCCAUGCGCUUUGCCGUGUUUGGGCUGGGCAAUCAGCAGUACGAGCACUUCAACCUGAUGGGCAACAUGCUUGACACGCGCCUCGCUGCUCUAGCUGGUGGGCUACGUCUCAUCGGCACUGAUUGGCAAAAGUUCUUGGGUUUCGGCAACCAGGUGCAGGGCAGGGAUGGAGGAAGGACAUGGUCCGCCUUCCCCAUCCCGUCCUGCCCCAUUCCGUCUUCCCCCAUCAGCCUUCCCCCACCAGCCUUCCCCAACCCGCUUUCCCCCACCUACCUGAGACCCAUCCGCCUUGGCACAACUGCGUUCCCCCAUCCGCUUUCCCCCAUCCGCUUUCCCCCAUCCGCUUUCCCCCAUCCGCAUUAG
This is a messenger RNA of Closterium sp. Naga37s-1, 2787 nucleotides long. The record is from the annotation of a GenBank genome assembly. Lineage: Eukaryota; Viridiplantae; Streptophyta; Zygnematophyceae; Desmidiales; Closteriaceae.